Durusdinium trenchii is the source of this 789-nucleotide messenger RNA. NCBI's taxonomy places the organism in Eukaryota, Dinophyceae, Suessiales, Symbiodiniaceae. The record is from the annotation of a GenBank genome assembly.
AUGUGGCCCAGCGUGGAGCAUUUGCAAGGCUUUUGCUCCGUAGUGCUUUGCACCUCUUUGCUCACGCAGGUGGGAUACCGAGAGCCCUUGAUUUGGACGGACGUCUUGCAGGGUGCUGCACAGCUCUUGGAAGAGGGCGGCAUUUUGUUGAUGUACGACACCGAGAAGUGGGGGGACUUUGCCAAUGUUGAGAAGAUGACACAGCAGAUCAAGAAGGCGCAGCUGGACUUGGAGCUCCUCGAGCGCCAGGAGCCCGUGGACUUCUCCGACGACCCCGAUGGGCGCAUGUUCACCGUCGCCUUCCGCAAGACUGGGAGCUCCGCGCGGAAGUCCUGCGAGUGGCUGGUGGAAAAAGCGGAGCAACUGAAACAAGCAGGCAACAGCUACUACUCCAACCUCGCAAAGUGCCGCGACGCCCGCGAGAAGCUGAGCUCGAGUCCACGAGUGGCUGCCCUUUGGAAGUCUGUGGCUUGUUAUGUGCAAGGCCUCGACUGUUUGUCACUGGCACGGAGCCAAAGCGUGGAAGAGCGUUCUUCACAGAUGAACCAUAUCUCCUCCAGGCUCUACUCGAACCUGGCUGCGGCCUACCUGGAACUGGGCGAGACUGCUGACACCUACGAGCAUGCCUUGCGUGUGAUUGACCUUGCCCUGGCGCCUCCGCUGUUCGUUGGGAACAGGCAACUCAGAGGUGGUAGACUUGGCCACCAAGGUGGACGGACACCGGUUGUAUCCUAUCCAGGACAUCAAUGUAGUAGGAUUCUGUGCGCAUGCGCAUACUGCAGUGUCUAG